AGAUGCUUAGACCUCCUUGAGUGGAAUGGUGUAAGUAUUGGUGACUCUUACAGAAAUGACAAACAGUGUAAGGUAUUCAUUGAUGUUAUUGGUAGCAUCUAUCAUGAUGCAUUAAAACAAAUGUUAAAGGAUGCAGACUUCUUCUCGGUACUCUGUGACUCUAGUACAGACAGGAGUGAGGAUGAGAAAGAAAUAGUGUAUGUAAGAAUUGUGAAAAAUGGUCUGCCAACAUUCUUAUAUAUGAAACUAGUAGAUGUAAAAAGUGGUAAAGCAGAUGGGAUUGUUCAAGCUAUAGACGAGGCUUUUGCAGACUUUGACAUGGAUGGUGCUGAGUGGCGAGCUAAAAUGAUUGGAUUCGGCAGUGAUGGUGCAAGCGUAAUGACGGGAAAGACAAAUGGUGUUGCAGCAAUUUUACAACGGGAUGUCCCAUGGCUAGUCCAAAUCCAUUGUCUUGCACACAGACUAGAGCUUGCAAUAAAGGACUGUUUAAAAGACACAUACAUGGACGAAAUUGUCAAUAUUCUGGUUUCUGUUUAUUAUUUCUACAAAGGUUCUCCCAAAAGGCUACGAGAAUUAGAAAGUAUUGCUGACAUUAUGGAUGAGCAGUUCUUAAAGCCUGAACGAGCAAACGGGACAAGGUGGGUUGAGCAUAAACAAAAAGCCUUAGCAAAGUUGGAAAAAACCUGGAGAUCUAUUGUUGUUCACCUAGAAAGCUAUGCUUCUGACAUGACAAAUCGAGCAGAAGACAGGGCAAAAGCCAGAGGAAUCAACAACAGAUUGCUUCAAUACAAAGUGGUCCUCUACAUGCAUUUUCUCCUCGAUGUGUUUGACCAGAUGUCCCAGUUGUCCCUUUUAUUUCAAAGAGAUGACAUAACUGUUCCUAGUGUGGUUCUGAAGUGUGAGCAUGUUCAGCUUAUGUUGACAUCUCUCCUGACUGUGAAUGGAUCCUACCUUGAGUCUUUCUAUCAACAUGCAGCUCAGAUCUUUGAUCCAAGAAACUGGCCAGACAAUCGCAAUGAUCUGACUGCUUUUGGGCGAGAAGAUCUCCAGACACUGCUCAGACAUUUUGAACAAGUGCUGGCCAAUACAAACCCUCCAGUUAAUGCAAAUGAUGUAAACCUCCAGUGGGAAAAACUCUUGUUCAGGGUGGUGGUUGACUGGAGAGAGGGCAAGGAGGCCAAGUUGCCUCCAACUUUCAGACCAGGGAGCAAGUAG
Messenger RNA from Lingula anatina, 1215 nucleotides. Its product is annotated as zinc finger protein 862-like. The record is from RefSeq and is a predicted model, not a curated record. NCBI's taxonomy places the organism in Eukaryota, Metazoa, Brachiopoda, Lingulata, Lingulida, Lingulidae.